GAUUAGGGGUUGGUCGCCAGUGCGUAGGCUACUACAUGUUUAAAUCGAGCGAAAGGACUCCCUUAGCAGGGGACACAAACAAGCCGAUGUUGCGGGAACACAACGUUUGCAUAAGCUGAUACGAUGGAUUUCAAUGUCAAAAAGCUCGCUUCAGACGCAGGGGUGUUCUUUACUCGUGCAGUCCAGUUCACAGAGGAGAAACUGGGUCAAGCAGAGAAGACUGAGCUGGAUGCCCAUCUGGAGAACCUGCUGGCUCGAGCCGACUGCACCAAGAACUGGACUGAGAAGAUCUUCAGACAAACUGAAGUGCUGCUGCAACCCAACCCAAUUGACCACACAGGUGCCCGUAUAGAGGAGUUCUUCUAUGAGAAGCUGGAUAAGAAGCUCCCCUGCCGGACUACAAACGGGGAGCUACUGGGCCAGUACAUGUUGGAUGCGGCCAGGGACUUUGGCCCCGGCACACCCUAUGGCAGCACUCUGGUCACGGUGGGAGAGUACCAGAAGAGACUUGGAGGAGCAGAGCGGGAGUUCCUUCAGACUUCAGCCGUCAACUUCCUGGCACCUCUCCGCAACUUCCUGGAGGGAGACUGGAAAACAAUCUCAAAAGAGAGGCGUCUCCUUGAGAACCGGCGUCUGGACCUCGACAUCUGUAAAGCACGUCUGAAGAAAGCCAAACAAGCUGAGGCCAAAGCUGCGGCCGCCCCAGACUUUCAGGAAACCAGGCCUCGAAACUACGUCCUGUCUGCUAGCGCCUCCGCGGCGGAGCAGGAGCUGCGUGUGGCCCAGACUGAGUUUGACAGACAAGCGGAGGUGACGCGCCUCCUGCUGGAGGGGAUCAGCAGCACACAUGUGAACCACCUACGCUGCCUGCAUGAGUUUGUGGAGGCCCAGGCCACCUUCUACGCUCAGUGUCACCAGGCCAUGCAGGAGCUGCAGACUGAGCUGCGCAGUGCUAAUGGAGAUACAUUUCCGAACGCGUUGUCGGCGAACCCUUCCACCUCCUGCCCCUCUCCCGUGUCCCCGGCGCUGCGGACCCCGACACCCGGCGCUCUGCAGGAGGAGCAGCAGCCUGCCACCGGCGCACGGAAGGCCAGGGUCCUGUACGACUACGAUGGCCACGAUGCCUCCGAGCUAUCUCUGCUGGCCGAUGAGCUCAUCACCGUGUACACUGUGCCAGGCAUGGAUCCUGAUUGGCUGAUGGGAGAGAGAGGCAACCAGAAAGGAAAAGUACCCGUGACAUACCUGGAGCUGUUGAGCUAGAGGUGGUGCAGACUUGCUUCCUCUCAGAUUGAUGGAGUUACCUGGGCAACAACCCUGUUAGCAGUGGGAGAUUGUGCGUGUGAUGGCAUGAAGAGAGAAGAUGAGCCUGCUCUUAUUGAUAACAGUAAUGGCAUCAGUAUCUUCAGAGCAGGGCAGACAGGUAGAGUAGCUGUAUGAACAUAGCUGAAUAAUAAUCUUAAUACAAUUAUAGUGCAAUGGUGAAAUGGGUUCUAACAACUUACACCUCUAUCAACAAGGCCUCAUCUGAUGUUUAUGAACAUUUAUUUAGAAUUAAAGCAAUACAUAUUUAUGGAUUUAGAUUCCUCAGUUUUCCCAGGCAGUUUUCAGUUUACUGCGAGUUUUCCAUGCUGUUUGCAUGCUUUUGAUGGUUGUAACAAAAACAAUCAUUACAAGAUAUUUCCGAUCAGACAACCUUAAGCCAAUUUUUUGUUUGAAAUUAUGCCAGAAGAUUGAAAGCCUGAACUCAUCUUGUGGGUUAACAGUGUUUGUCAGAUUUAAAGUCUAAAUAAUUUGUGUGCGUUAUCAGGUCUCCAUGGUUAGGUUUUGAACAUUCUAGAUGUCAUCAAUAAAGUGUACUGUAAGUAACUAAGUAGUUCAGACGUGUUGAUUCUAUUUGUCUCUGAUUCACCCUCUUGCCCUUCAAUAUGGAUUCCAGAAUUCAAGAAAAGUGGACUUAUCACUUGCAUCAUGUUUAACUAAUUUAUUUACAGUCAAUGUUUGGACAGUUUAAUGCUCUAAAUACUCUGGUCAGGGUGUGUCCAGAAAGACCUGUCUCUAUUUUUGUUAGUUUAUAGUUAUACAUUUGUGUUUCCCAUUAGCAUAUGAUGUUUUAUGAAUAUUAAAACAACCCUGUCUGACAAAACCACCAUGCAACACAGUCCUUUCAGAUCUGCAAAAGAGUCAAAUGUAUUGGAUCAAUUAUGUUUGUGUGCGUGUGUUAAUGUCUUUGUGUACAUAUAUACCUCAAUAUCUGCACCUGUUUAUGUUUAUGCUUAAAUGUUGUUAUUGUAUGAAUGAAACCUUAAACAAAUAAAAAUCCUGUUGAAACUGA
This is a messenger RNA of Hypomesus transpacificus, 2332 nucleotides long. RefSeq names its product SH3-domain GRB2-like endophilin B2b (gene sh3glb2b). Gene Ontology annotation, biological process: membrane organization. Gene Ontology annotation, molecular function: protein binding. Gene Ontology annotation, cellular component: cytoplasm; membrane. The transcript is spliced from 13 exons. The coding region runs from base 124 to 1260 and encodes 378 amino acids. The record is from RefSeq and is a predicted model, not a curated record. Lineage: Eukaryota; Metazoa; Chordata; Actinopteri; Osmeriformes; Osmeridae.